This is a messenger RNA of Photinus pyralis (common eastern firefly), 2359 nucleotides long. Its product is annotated as protein disulfide-isomerase-like. The coding region runs from base 3 to 1445 and encodes 480 amino acids. Gene Ontology annotation, biological process: response to endoplasmic reticulum stress; protein folding. Gene Ontology annotation, molecular function: protein disulfide isomerase activity. The transcript has 4 exons. Gene Ontology annotation, cellular component: endoplasmic reticulum. Lineage: Eukaryota; Metazoa; Arthropoda; Insecta; Coleoptera; Lampyridae. The record is from RefSeq and is a predicted model, not a curated record.
UAAUGAAGAUAUUGUACGCAGUCGUACUUUUAACCCUUAGCGCGUUAAAUCAAGGUCAAGAACUUGAAGAUAAUGGGAUUGUGAUCCUAACAGAGAAAACUUUUACUGAAUUCAUUAAGAGCAAAGACAACGUUCUUGUAAAAUUUUAUGCACCAGACUGUAAAGUUUGUAAAUCAUUCGAUCCGGAAUACACCAAGAUAGCAAAAAAACUAAUUCAAACGGGUUCGUCGAUUGCGUUAGCAAAAGUCAACGCAGUUGAAGAAACCACUCUUAGCAACGAUCACACAGUGACUGGAUAUCCAACACUGAAGCUAUUCAAAAACGGGGUACCCAUAAAAUAUUUAGGCGGACGAACAGCUGAAGAAGUUGUUACGUGGCUCAACAAACAUACUGGACCACUCGCACAUAUUCUUAAGGAAAUCGAAGAAGCCAAAGCGCUAAUUGCAGAAAGUCAAGUGAUUACAGUAGGUUUCUUCAAAGAUCAAUCUUCGGAAGCUGCCCAAGUGUUCCUGCAGGUUGCUGCCACUGACGACAAAAUUCCUUUUGGAAUAACAUCCGAGGAGCGCAUAUUCGAACACUUCUCUGCGAAAGAUGGCGACAUUUUCAUGUUUAAAAAGUACGAUGACAAGCUGGUGCAGUUCAAAAACGAGUUGAAUGAGAAGAAUCUCCGGUCCUUUUUAAAGGAAGCUUCACGGCCACUGUUAAUCGAAUUUAACAUACACGUAGUCCAGAUGCUAAUGGUGGGAGAUGUACAAGACUUCCUGGUCUUAUUUUUAAGCAACGUGGACGAAAACCCGUCCGGAAUCGUGGAAGAGGCGAGAUCUGUAGCAAAAAAGUUUAAGGAAAAAAUGCUGUUCAUUACUGCCGAUCCGACUCUGAAGGAAAAUCAGUUGAUAUUGCAAUUUAUGAAAGUGAAAGAACACGAAUUGCCUGCCAUGCGUAUAGGUAAAAAUCUAACCGACCUAAAGGUGUUCCAACCGAAAACUAGCGAAAUUACGGCUGAGACCAUCGAAAGAUUUGUGAGGGAUUAUUUUGACGGGCACCUUGCCAGUGAGAGUUUGCCUGACGACUGGAAUAAAGGUCCCGUUUAUACGCUCGUCGCGAGUAAUUUUGAUGAGGUCGUCUUUGAUGCUGACAAACAUGUUUUGGUUGAAUUUUACGCACCGUGGUGUAAGGCGUGUAUAGAUAUAGCACCAAUUUACGAAAAAGUAGGCAAAUACUUUAAACGCAAUGAUAAGGUCAUCAUUGCUAAAAUGGACGCGACCGCCAACAGCCUGGAACAUACUGUUGUUGAGCGGUAUCCAACAAUUAAACUAUACCCUAAAGGAGGAAACGAAGUUUUGGAGUAUGAAGCCAGAGUAACGUUCAAAGAUUUAAUUAAGUUUGUGCAACAGGGCGACCCGGAGAUUACAGGAUAUGAUAGCGACGAUAAGGAUGAGUUGUAAAGUUGCGACUUUAGUAAACAAUAGAUAGGAGUUUUCGCAUCUUUUAAUAUUAGGAACCUACUGACUUUAAGAAUGUUGUGAUUUUUCAACACAUUUGCCUCAAGAUUAGGCCUCUUGGAGCUUACGCUUGGACUCCCAUACUCGUCCCUUCUACUUUAAUGCAAUAACAGGAAUGCGUGUAGAAAAUGCAUGAAUUAGAACAAGAGUACUUUUCCUAAAGCCUUUAGUGGAGUGGAAGAAGGGGAUGCGAAGUUUACGUUCCACGUCGUGAUGGUAUUUCCCAAAUAUCUACUGAUCGUUAGAUCACCUUCACCUUAGGGAAAACCGCCUCUCGUUCAAAUUCCUGAGUGAAGUCAAAUUCUUGCGUGGGUUGAUGUGUCCUCAAUACGAAGAUAGACCGGCACUACCUGAGAAAAAAUAACGAAGUUGCAUUUCAGACUUCAACACUGUUAAAAUCUAAGACAGCUAUGGAAUAGCAAGGCGAUCCUUUCAAUGAAUCGUGGAGGCAUCAUGUUAUCCUCUUAGGGGGCUACGUUUUAACCCCAAAAUGGUGCAUUAGAUUAGAAAAUGCUCUGUUGAGGUGGCAAGCUCCUUCAAAAACCCCUGUUCUUAAUCAGGGUGAUAGUACAGUGUGUAGUUUCAAGAAUGAGGGCCAUCGGUACUUGCCCUUUUGAACAAACGGGAUACUUUUACGCGUUAUCUGGCCAUGAUCCAGGACAUGAAUUGAGUGAAAAGAAUGAAAUGGAGCUGAAAUUCGCCUAGUUUCAACAGGAUGGGGCUACAGCCCACACAUAUAGGCUUUACGUAACAUUUUUUCAAAUCUGCGGACUAAAUCAACAUGUUUUGUCAUCCAUUUGACUUGUCAACCCUCCUGAAGGGUUUGAAACUAAAUGUAUUGCGAAAAGUGACAACAA